UGGUCCUGCGGCCUGGGGCCUCCGUCGUUGCCCAACGGCGGCUGGGGGCGGGCCACGGCCGCGGAUUAAAGGCGGCGGGGAGCAGCCCGUGCGGAGACGGGCCCCAGCAGCCAGGAAGCCGGCGGUGCCCGCAGUUCACACCCCACUGUCCCCGUGGGAACCUCACCAUGUCCGAGGCCUCCCAGGCCGAGACCUUUGUCUUCCUGGACCUGGAAGCCACUGGGCUCCCCGAUGUGGACCCCGAAAUUGCCGAGAUCUCCCUCUUCGCCAUCCACCGCUCCUCCCUGAAGCACCCGGAGCGUGACGAGGCCGGCGUCCCCGUGCUGCCCCGCGUCCUGGACAAGCUCACGCUCUGCAUGAGCCCCACGCGCCCCUUCACGGCCAAGGCCAGCGAGAUCACGGGCCUGAGCGCCGAGGGCCUGGCGCAAUGCCGGAAGGCCGGCUUCGACGGCAAUGUGGCACGGACCCUGCGGGCCUUCCUGGGCCGCCAGGCGGGGCCCCUGUGCCUCGUGGCGCACAACGGCUUCGACUACGACUUCCCGCUGCUGCGCACGGAGCUGCAGCGCCAGGGCGCACACCUGCCCCCGGACACCGUCUGCCUGGACACACUGCCCGCGCUGCGCGGCCUGGACCGUGCCCACGGCCACGCCACCCGAGCCCAGGGCCGCCGCAGCUACAGCCUGGGCAGCCUCUUCCGCCGCUACUUCCAGGCCGAGCCCCGCGCUGCCCACUCGGCCGAGGGCGACGUGCACACGCUGCUCCUAGUCUUCCUGCACCGCGCCGCCGAGCUGCUGGCCUGGGCCGACGAGCAGGCCCGCCGCUGGGCACACAUCGCGCCCAUGUACAACCCGCCCGCGGCCCCCGGCCUCGAGGCCUGAGCCGCCACGGCCCGACGGGCGGGUGUCUGUGUGUCUGUGUGUGUGGGACGAGGGGCACCCCCACCCUCGCUGAACCCCAGCAGCUGCCACCCUUCACGCUAGCUGCCUUCGCCCUCCUGCUCCAGCCUAGAACCUUCUCCCUGCUGCCGCCCAGCCUCAAUAAACGUGGCCAUCCCUCCUUGUUGCUGGCCCCUCCUGGCUGGGCACCCCCGGCCCCCAGUCCUACCCCAAGAACCAAGGAGUGUGCCCUGGGCUCAGACCUGUGCCGGGGAGGGAGGCGGGAGGAGCUGCAGCCGCUGCACACCCAGGAAAGUUCCCAAGAGAGCUGAGCGGUGGCAGGGGCGCGGGCAGCCCGGGGCUGACCUAGGAAAGGGGUCCAUGCUUGCAGGGCUGGGGGGCUGGGCUUCUUGUCCCCAGCCUCUGGGAGUGGCUGGUAGGGGAAGACCUGGGUCACCCAACCAGGGGGCCUGGCGGGCCGGGCAGGGCCCUCCGGGAGACAGGAAA
Choloepus didactylus (southern two-toed sloth) is the source of this 1382-nucleotide messenger RNA. RefSeq names its product three prime repair exonuclease 2 (gene TREX2). Gene Ontology annotation, cellular component: cytoplasm. Gene Ontology annotation, molecular function: 3'-5'-DNA exonuclease activity; nucleic acid binding. Gene Ontology annotation, biological process: DNA catabolic process. NCBI's taxonomy places the organism in Eukaryota, Metazoa, Chordata, Mammalia, Pilosa, Megalonychidae. The record is from RefSeq and is a predicted model, not a curated record. The transcript has 2 exons. Bases 168 to 878 code for a protein of 236 amino acids.